GAUAAAACUCGUGAAAACCCUAAAAACUGAUAUACAUUUCAGAAACUAAAGAGUGUUAGGUAGUCAAAUGGCAAUAAAAGAGAGAUCAUUGGAGGAGACACCAACAUGGGCUAUUGCUGUUGUUUGCUUCGUUAUUCUUUUCAUCUCUAUCUUGAUCGAAUAUUUCUUGCACUUUAUUGGUCAUUGGUUUAAGAAGAAGCACAAGAAAGCUUUGUGUGAAGCUCUUGAAAAGGUUAAAGCAGAACUGAUGCUACUAGGAUUCAUAUCGCUUCUACUUGUUGUGUUGCAAACACCAGUCUCCGAAAUUUGCAUCCCAAAAAGAGCUGCUGCGACUUGGCAUCCUUGUAGUAGGGCACAAGAGCUGGCUAAAUAUGGUGAAGAUUAUAUCGAUGAUGGUCGCAAGAUUCUUGAAGACUAUGACUCCAACGACUUUUAUAGUCCUCGUCGAAGUUUAGCGACCAAGGGUUAUGACAAAUGCGCACAGAAGGGGAAAGUAGCAUUAGUAUCCGCGUAUGGUAUCCACCAGCUGCAUAUAUUCAUCUUUGUGCUUGCUGUUUUUCAUAUUCUCUACUGUAUUACAACCUAUGCUUUGGGGAAGACCAAGAUGAAGAAAUGGAAAUCAUGGGAGAAAGAGACCAAAACAAUUGAAUACCAAUAUGCCAAUGAUCCAGAGAGGUUCAGAUUUGCGAGAGACACGUCGUUUGGACGCAGACAUUUGAAUGUAUGGAGCAAGUCUUCUGCUACCCUCUGGAUAACUUGUUUCUUCAGACAGUUUUUUGGAUCAGUGACAAAGGUCGAUUAUCUUACACUAAGACAUGGAUUUAUCAUGGCCCAUUUGCCAGCAGGAAGUGAAGCUCGCUUCGACUUCCAAAAAUACAUUCAAAGAUCUUUGGAAGAAGAUUUUAAAGUUGUUGUUGGUAUAAGCCCACUGAUAUGGUGCAUUGCUGUCUUGUUCAUAUUGACUAAUACACAUGGAUGGCAUUCUUAUCUUUGGCUGCCUUUCAUCCCUUUGCUUGUGAUAUUAAUAGUAGGAACAAAACUUCAAGUGAUAAUAUCAAAGUUAGGACUAAGGAUUCAAGAUAAAGGAGAUGUGGUUAAAGGAGCUCCUGUAGUUCAACCAGGCGAUGAUCUCUUUUGGUUUGGUCGUCCUCGUUUCAUUCUCUUCCUCAUUCACUUGGUUCUUUUCACGUACGAGUUCACACUAAAAAAUUGCUUCCACCACAAAACGGAAGAUAUUACCAUCAGGAUCGUCAUGGGGGUAAUAAUACAAGUUCUAUGCAGCUACAUCACUCUACCUCUCUAUGCUCUCGUGACUCAGAUGGGAACUACAAUGAGGCCGACUAUCUUCAACGACAGGGUAGCCAAUGCAUUGAAAAAAUGGCACCACGCGGCCAAGAAACAUACCAAACAUGGAACUUCGGGGUCCAACACACCAAGCCGCCCUGCCACGCCAACACAUGGCAUGUCACCAGUGCAUCUACUCCACAACUACCAUAACCGCAGCCUUGACCAGCAAACCAGCUUCACUGCCUCUCCUUCUCCUCCUAGAUUCUCUGAUUACGGCGGCCACAGCAAUCACCGUAAUUUCUUCGAUCCUGAAUCUCAGAGUGUCUCUUGCCAACGUGAGAUCAUAGAUUCCGAAAACAGCAAUAGUCAGCAUCCCCAUGCUGACACCGCAAGUCCUGUUAGAGAAGAGAGAGAGAUUACUGAGCAUGUCAGGGUUGAUCUGCCGGAGUUUACUUUCAAGAAGUAA
Molecule: messenger RNA, 1753 nt
Organism: Eruca vesicaria subsp. sativa (arugula)
Lineage: Eukaryota; Viridiplantae; Streptophyta; Magnoliopsida; Brassicales; Brassicaceae
Source: the annotation of a GenBank genome assembly